Molecule: messenger RNA, 3084 nt
Organism: Trichomycterus rosablanca
Lineage: Eukaryota; Metazoa; Chordata; Actinopteri; Siluriformes; Trichomycteridae
Gene: pwp2h
Product: PWP2 small subunit processome component
Exons: 21
Coding region: 104-2908 (934 amino acids)
Biological process (GO): maturation of SSU-rRNA from tricistronic rRNA transcript (SSU-rRNA, 5.8S rRNA, LSU-rRNA); ribosomal small subunit assembly
Cellular component (GO): small-subunit processome; Pwp2p-containing subcomplex of 90S preribosome
Molecular function (GO): protein binding
Source: RefSeq, a predicted model, not a curated record
CACACGUGUUUCUCCACAUUAGAAACAUGCUGUGUUUACACAUGCUUCUUUUGUCAUUUUAAUAAUAAGUAAUGUAAAUAUUUAAACUCGAUUUGAGAUCAAGAUGAAGUUCGCGUACAAGUUUUCUAACUUAUUGGGUGCUGUUUAUCGACACGGGAAUCUGUCCUUCUCUAAAGAUGGGAAUGCAGUGAUCAGUCCUGUAGGAAACCGAGUCUCUGUGUUCGACCUGAAAAACAAUAAGUCAGAGACACUCCCAGUGAGCACCACCAAGAACAUUACCUGUGUUGGACUCUCACCUAAUGGAAAUACAGCCAUACUUGUUGAUGAAGAUGGAGCAGCCGUAUUGGUCAGCUUGCUAACUCGAGCUGUGCUUUACCAUCAUCACUUUCACAAUCCUGUCAGCAGCGUCCGCUUUUCUCCUGAUGGCAAAAAGUUCGUGGUUACUAAAGAAAAUGUAGCUUUGAUGUACCACGCCCCUGGAAAGAACCGGGGCUUCAACGCAUUCGUCCUGGACAAGAGUUACUAUGGACCUUUUGAUGAGACCACGUGCAUUGACUGGACUGAUGACGCCAAGUGCUUUGCAGUGGGGAGUAAGGACAUGACCACAUGGAUUUUUGGAGCAGAACGUUGGGCAAAUUUGAUCUACUACUCUCUAGGUGGCCACAAAGAUGUCAUUGUGGGCUGUUUUUUUGAGAAGGACAGCUUAGAUUUGUACACCGUGAGUGAAGAUGGCACCCUGUGUGUGUGGGAGAGCGACACCGAACUCGAUGGCUUGCGCAAAGGUCCAAAAUUCUCUGAACGUCAGAAAAUGGCAAAAGAGAGGCAGAGACGGGAGGAGGACGCUGCUGCAGAGGAAGAUGAGGAUGACAUUGAGGAAGUAAUGGGGGAAGACGGGCAGUUGAAGGCGGAGGUGAUUAAAGGGAGCCUGGAUGCACCAAAAGAAGUGGAGGGCAUCCGAAAUGUCCGUUACAAGCAGAGAAGCAAACACUUUUUUAACAAGCAAGGCGAGUUCAACAGACUGACUGCAGCAGCUUUUCACAAGAACACCCACAUUCUGGUGACAGGUUUUGCCUCUGGAGCUUUCCACCUUCAUGAGCUGCCCGACUUCGACCUCAUUCACUCGCUCAGUAUUUCAGAUCAGCGAAUUUCGACUAUAGCUAUAAACCCCACAGGAGAUUGGAUCGGCUUUGGAUGUUCAGGUCUUGGACAGCUGCUGGUUUGGGAGUGGCAGAGUGAGUCCUAUGUGUUUAAGCAGCAGGGUCACUUCAAUAACAUGGCGUCUCUGGCCUACUCUCCUGAUGGACAGUACCUGGCUACUGGAGGAGAUGAUGGAAAGGUAAAGGUGUGGAACACUAUCAGUGGCCUGUGUUUCAUCACGUUUACAGAGCACACAAGCAGUGUCACUAACGUCGCCUUUACUGGCAGCGGUUUUGUAGUGGUCAGUGCAUCGCUGGAUGGCACCGUUCGAGCUUUUGACCUGCACAGGUACCGUAACUUCCGGACGCUGACUUCUCCACGGCCGGCGCAGUUCUCCUCUCUGGCGGUGGAUGUCAGUGGGGAGCUGGUGUGUGCUGGAGCUCAGGACACAUUUGAAAUCUUUCUUUGGUCCAUGCAGACUGGACGACUACUGGAGGUUCUGAGUGGUCAUGAGGGCCCGGUGAGUUAUCUGUGCUUUAGUCCAGUCCAGUCAGUUUUGGCCAGCGUGUCUUGGGACAAAACAGUCAGACUGUGGGACAUGAUGGACAGCUGGCAGACCAGAGAGGUCCUGCGUCUCGCCUCUGAUGGCUUGGCAGUAGCGUAUCGUCCGGAUGGUAAGGAGUUGGCUGUGGCUUCUCUCGAUGGUGAGAUCACGUUCUGGAAUCCACAGACAACGGCUCAGACUGGCUCUAUCUCCGGUCGCCAUGACCUGCAGAUGGGUCGCAAAGAGACUGACAAGAUCACAGCCAAGCAGUCAGCCAAGGGCAAGACCUUCACUUCACUGUGUUACUCUGCUGAUGGUGAGUCCAUGUUGGCUGGUGGCCAGUCAAAGUUUGUCUGCAUCUACAACAUCAAGGAGCAAAUCCUCAUGAAGAAGUUUGAAAUCUCCUGCAAUAUGUCGCUAGAUGCCAUGGAGGAGUUCCUGGACAGGCGUAAGAUGACCGAGUUUGGUAGCCUGGCACUAGUGGACGAGGGGGCAGGAGAUGGAGAUGGAGUUGAAAUUAGCUUGCCUGGUGUUAAAAAAGGGGACAUGAGCUCCCGUCAUUUCAAGCCAGAGAUUCGUGUUCCCUCUCUCCGCUUCUCCCCCACUGGUCGCAGUUGGGCCGCAGCCUCCACAGAAGGUUUGCUGAUUUACUCACUCGAUGCCUCAUUGGUGUUUGACCCCUAUGACCUGGACAUGGACGUCACACCAGCCAGCAUCAGACAUCAGCUGAGGAAAAAGGAAUGGACUUCAGCCAUCAUGUUAGCUUUUCGUCUGAAUGAAACGUCUCUGAUUGUAGAAAUGCUAGAAGCUGUUCCCCAUGAUCAAACGGAAGUGGUGGCUAGCUCCCUGCCAGAUGUGUAUGUGGAGAAGCUGCUGUACUUUUUGGGCUCAUCUCUGGAGAAAUCCAGACACCUGGAGUUCUACCUCACCUGGGUGAAUCACCUUCUCAUCAUACACGGACAGAAACUGAAGAACAGAUCAUCAGCUAUACUUCCAACUGUACAGCAACUGAUGAAGAGCAUCCAGAGACACCACGAUGACCUGUCCAAACUCUGUGACUGGAACGUAUACACCAUGCGCUACGCCAUAGCUUUGUCCAAGCAAAAGGGUAUGAAGAGGACAGCUGAGGACUCGCUUGAUAAAGAAGAGGAGGAAUCCUCAGAGAUCAUGGAUUCAGAAGAUGAAGAGGAAAAUAUGUUGACUGAAUCAGUUCUGGUGGAAAACUGAUGACUGGAUUUACUGGACUGCAGUACAUUUACAUACACACUUAGUGAGGAAGAGAACUGAACCCAUUUUUCAUGUUUUGUACAUUACCACACAUUCUUUAAGCAUUUUAAUGGGAUGCUAGUUGAACCCUGUUUGUCAGAAACCUGAUUAAAAUACUGAAGAUUUUUAUAAUUGUA